AUGUCAGAAACGAGGUCACCUCUACCUUUGCUAUUCAGAAGGCAUUCCAGUGGCGAAAUCAAGAACUUGACCUCAGUUUCCAGCAGUCUUUUACCAGCUUUUGGAACCAUCGUGGAUGAAGGGCACUCGCAGCUCAAGAAAUAUGUAAUUGCUCCCUACGAUCGCAGAUACAGGUUGUGGCAAACAUUUCUGGUGGUGCUAGUGGUUUACUCAGCAUGGGCAUCGCCUUUCGAGUUAGCCUUUGGAAAGGUCGCAACCGGAUCACUCCAGCCUGUUGAUUUAGUAGUAGAUGCCUUUUUUGUCGUUGAUAUAAUCUUAACUUUCUUCGUUGCUUACUUGGAUAAGUCAACAUAUCUCCUCGUCGAUGAUCGCAAGAAGAUUGCUUUAAGGUACGUCAAAAAAUUAUGGUUACCCAUGGACGUAGCCUCAACCCUGCCAUUUCAGUUUCUAUACAGAAUCUUCACUGGCAAGGUGAACCGAGGUGACGUAUUUGGCUUCCUCAACCUGCUUCGCCUAUGGCGACUCAGGCGUGUCAGUGAACUCUUCACAAGGCUAGAGAAAGACACACGCUUCAGCUACUAUUGGACAAGAUACUGCAAGCUGAUAGCCGUUACACUAUUUGCAGUGCAUUCAGCAGGCUGCUUCUAUUACUGGCUUGCCUCCAGUCAUGGACAGCCAGAGAAUACAUGGAUUGGAUCACUGGUCCACGAUUUCAAGCACAGGAGCAUCUGGUUAGGCUACACCUAUUCCAUGUACUGGUCGAUUGUCACCCUCACCACCGUUGGCUAUGGAGACCUGCAUGCAGUGAAUACAGGGGAGAAGAUUUUCAAUAUGUUAUACAUGCUAUUCAACAUUAGCCUCACUGCUUAUCUUAUUGGAAAUAUGACAAAUCUCAUUGUCCACGGCACUGCCCGAACAUUUGCCAUGAGAGAGGCCAUCAAUCAGAUAUUAAACUAUGGAAGCAAAAAUAGACUCCCAGAAGGCCUGAGAGAACAAAUGCUGGCACACAUGCAACUCAAAUUCAAGACAGCAGAGCUAAAGCAGGAAGCAGUGCUGGAGAACCUGCCCAAGGCAAUAAGAUCAAGUGUUGCCCAGCACCUUUUCCGCAGAACUGCUGAAAACACCUACCUAUUCAAAGGAGUCUCAGAAGACUUCAUUGCUCAAUUGGUGACAGAGAUGAAAGCAGAAUAUUUUCCACCUAAGGUGGAAAUUAUCUUACAAAAUGAAAUAGCAACAGAUUUCUACAUCUUAGCAUCAGGAGCAGUGGACAUACUGACAUACAAGAAUGGAACAGAGCAGUUUUUGUCAAAGCUCGGAUCUGCAGACAUGGCUGGGGAAAUUGGGGUGAUUUUCAAUAUCCCCCAACCUUUUACAGUGAGAACCAGGAGGCUGUCCCAGGUCAUUAGACUCAGUCAUCAUGAUUUCAAGCAAAUGCUGCAACCAUAUAGUGAAGAUGGAAAGACAAUUAUCUCCAACUUCAUUCAGUACUUGAAGGGCUUAAAACAAGAGAUGCUAGAGGAAAUACCCUAUGUAACAGAAUUGCUAGGUGGCCUGACCACAGAGCAUACAGCGCCAAAUGAGGGCACGCACGAUCACGAUCAUGAAGCCUCAAGUUAUCAUGGGGAUCCAAAUGUAGAAGGAACAGAAGAAACUUCUAAAUCAAUAACAAGCACAUUUUCCAUAAGGGUGAUAGUCCAUGGGCAUCAUCCGAAUGAAAAUGCAAAGGAAGAUGACAUGAUGGGAAAGCUUAUAAAUCUGCCUGACUCAAUAGAAGGCCUUUUCAGAUUAGCAGAGAAAAAGUUUGGCAAAAGAGGAAGCAAAGUUCUCAUGGCUGAUGGCUCAGAAGUGGAGGAGUUGAGGGCUUUAAGAGAGAAUGACCACUUGUUUAUUUUUUGAACACUAACAUAAUAUUUGAUCAAAUGCCACCUUAGUAAUCCAUUGCCAUGGGCAAGUGAUGAUUUCAACCAUCUUCCAAGUAUUUCAGAAGCA
Messenger RNA from Carya illinoinensis, 1989 nucleotides. Its product is annotated as potassium channel KAT3. The coding region runs from base 1 to 1896 and encodes 631 amino acids. Gene Ontology annotation, molecular function: voltage-gated potassium channel activity. Lineage: Eukaryota; Viridiplantae; Streptophyta; Magnoliopsida; Fagales; Juglandaceae. Gene Ontology annotation, cellular component: membrane. The record is from RefSeq and is a predicted model, not a curated record. The transcript has 13 exons. Gene Ontology annotation, biological process: transmembrane transport; potassium ion transport.